Molecule: messenger RNA, 2052 nt
Organism: Fulvia fulva
Lineage: Eukaryota; Fungi; Ascomycota; Dothideomycetes; Mycosphaerellales; Mycosphaerellaceae
Exons: 2
Coding region: 1-2052 (683 amino acids)
Molecular function (GO): protein binding
Source: RefSeq, a predicted model, not a curated record
AUGGCACAACAGCACACCGCCGAGAAGCUGCUGCAGCGACCGCUUUAUGUCUUUGAUCUCCCGGAGGAGAUCCUCUACACGCUGCAGCUCAGGACGCAGCCGAAUGCUGCACCCGAAGUCGAGGAGCCCGUACCCCAGCAGCCUUCCCUACAGACUAGCAACGGCGACGACAAGCAAGAUGCCGGACCAUCGAAGGCGACAUCAUGUGCGUUGUGUGCACUUAGCUUCUCGGAUCUGCUCGGGCAGAGGAGCCAUGUGCGAUCCGAUCUCCACAGUUACAACCUCAAGCAGAAGAUGCGUGGGAAGAAGGUAGUCGGCGAGGCAGAGUUCGAGCGACUCGUAGGACAACUCGACGAGAGUCUGUCUGGGUCGGACUCUUCAGACUCGGAAGAUGAUGAAGACGAUGAGCUGGGAGCAGGACCCAGGUCGAAAGAGUCUACGCUGCGAACACUAUUGAAGAGGCAGGCCAAGAUCACCGACGGCGAUGCAGACGAUGCGCCCACGAAGAAGAGGAAACGAGGGGCGGGGAAGCCUCCUCUGCUAUGGUUUUCGACCCCGAAACUGCCGUCAAACACAUCAUUAGCUCUCUAUCGUGCCAUCUUCACCACGGGCGAGCAAGACCAGGAGGAGAAGUUAGUGGACACGAUCAAGCAGAAACAGUUGGCACCCAAGCCUCCGCCAAAUCCCCUGCAACAGAAGAAGGCACAGCAAGAGCAGGAGGAAGAUGGGCGCGUCCCACUUCCAGCAUCGAUGAUACAGGCACAGAAGGGCACAAGUGCUGCCGGUCCGCACUACUUUCUCUGCAUGAUCGGCGGAGGCCAUUUCGCUGGCAUGAUCGUGUCACUUACCCCCAAGCUGACCAAGAAAGCCGGCAUCGAGGAUCGAUCGGCGACCGUCAUUGCACACAAGACGUUCCAUCGCUACACCACGAGGCGGAAGCAGGGUGGUUCGCAGUCUGCGAAUGAUAACGCCAAAGGUAACGCACAUUCUGCAGGUUCGAGCAUCAGACGAUACAACGAGACUGCAUUGACCGAGGAGGUCCGGGUGCUGCUACACGAAUGGAAAGACUGGAUCGAUAGUUCUGAUCUGGUCUUUAUUCGAGCCACUGGAGUCACGAACCGUCGAACACUAUUCGGUCCGUACGAGGGCCAGGUGUUGAACUCACGCGAUGAUCGCAUCCGAGGCUUCCCGUUCAGCACACGACGUGCAACUCAGUCGGAACUCAUGCGCGCGUUUGUAGAGCUCACCAGAGUCAAGGUCACCACUGUCGACGAGGAAGCCUUGGCACGACAGGCUGCAGAAGCCGCUGCUGCAGAGCGUGCCAAAGUGGAAGCAGCUGUCAAUGGCAAGUCAAGUGCGCCCAAACCUGCGAAGCUCUCCAAAGAGGACGAAGAGGCUGCGCUGCAUACCACCCAGCUGCAAGCAUUGAUUCGCAGGUCAAAGGCGCCGGGAAUGGUUUCCUACUUCCAGUCCAACAAGCUAAGUCCAGACUUUCGCUUCUUUCCUGCAGAGCAGAAUCACCAUGCUCCUACUUCAUUACACCUCGCGGCGUCAUCGAACAGUCCAGCUUGCGUGACUGCUCUCUUGGUCAAGGUCGGUGCAGACCCUUCGACACGGAAUGAAGACGGCAAGUCUGCCUUUGAGAUUGCUGGUGAUCGUGCCACUCGAGACGCCUUCCGGUUAGCGAGAUCCCAGCUUGGCGAACACCGAUGGCCUUGGGACGCAGCAGGUGUACCAGCAGCAUUGUCACAGGCCGAAGCAGAGUCUAGGACUGCCAGAGAAAAGGAAGAGAAGGCCGCUGAAGAUGCUGCAGAAAAGCAGCGUCGUCAGGUGGAGAUGGAGCGACUACGGAAAGAGGACGCAGAGAAGGUCACAGCGAGCAAAGAGAAGAAGUUUGGCAAGGGCAAUGUACUUGAGAAACCUAAGCUGACUGCGGAAGAGCGAAGGGCGGAGGAUGCACGAGGUAUGACUGAUGAGAUGCGUAUGAGGCUGGAAAGGGAGAAGAGGGCGAGGGCUGCUGAGGAGAGGAUGAAGAGACUGCAGGGCAAGUAA